AUGCUUCAACCUACAAAUUUUCUUUUUAUAUCUAACGUGCAAUCCAGGCCGAUAACGGUUGAAAAGCCCACACCAUAUGUAUUCGACCUUGGAAAUCUUAUGGCGCUGGAUGCGAACCCAAUUGAUCUCCCUCAGUCUGCAAAAUCUUCGCCAUUGAUAUUAAACCAGACCCUGAAAGCUACGGCACGCGAUGGCGCCCAGUGCCUUGUCAACCAGCUCCUCACCACCUGUCCGAUAACGAGCUCAAUGCAAGACGGUGUUCUUCUCACCCUUCCACGUCCAACGACCAUGGUACCUCGGUUUAAACCACUGCCUACUCCCAAACCUCCUACCAAAUGGGAGCUCUUUGCCCGCAAGAAGGGAAUUGGCAAGUACAACACCAAGCUGGGCAGCGGCCUAGCCGACACCGAACGGAAGAAAAACCUGGUUUAUGACGAGGAGAAGGGCGAGUGGGUGCCCAAGUGGGGAUACAAGGGGAAAAAUAAGGGAACCGAGGAUGACUGGCUUGUGGAGGUUGACGAGUCCAAGUGGAAGAAAGAGGAACAGAUGAAUAACGAGGGCAAGUCUAUUCGAAACGAAGGCAGAAAAGAGCGGAUGGAAAGAGCGAGGAGAAAUGAGAGGAAGAUGAGGGCCAACGAACGCAAGGCUAGAACCGGGAAGGCGAAGUAA
Messenger RNA from Trichophyton verrucosum HKI 0517, 669 nucleotides. RefSeq lists its product as uncharacterized. The transcript has a single exon. Gene Ontology annotation, molecular function: protein binding. The record is from RefSeq and is a predicted model, not a curated record. The coding region runs from base 1 to 669 and encodes 222 amino acids. NCBI's taxonomy places the organism in Eukaryota, Fungi, Ascomycota, Eurotiomycetes, Onygenales, Arthrodermataceae. Gene Ontology annotation, cellular component: nucleolus; preribosome, large subunit precursor; nucleus. Gene Ontology annotation, biological process: ribosome biogenesis; endonucleolytic cleavage in ITS1 to separate SSU-rRNA from 5.8S rRNA and LSU-rRNA from tricistronic rRNA transcript (SSU-rRNA, 5.8S rRNA, LSU-rRNA); ribosomal large subunit export from nucleus.